AUGCGGACGAACGGCGACGAGAAGGAGGAAGGCGGCGACGAAGAUGAGUGCAAUGCUGAUAGCUGGGUCAGAAACUUCGGCUACUACAAUGAAUGGGCAGUGUCGCUUCUCCUCAAAAAUCCACAAACAAUGAAGAAGCUUCAACACGAGAUAGAAACACACGCAGGCCAUGAUCAACUCUUGAAUGAAUCAAACGCUUCCAAAAUCAAGUACCUGCAGAACAUAAUCACUGAGACACUUCGCAUAUACCCCGUAGCACCACUUCUCUUACCUCACGAGUCUUCAAGUGAUUGCAAUGUUUGUGGUUAUGACAUACCGAAAGGGACAAUGCUGCUUGUGAACCUGUGGACACUGCAGAAGGACCCUAACUUAUGGGCUGAUCCUACAAGAUUUGUUCCAGAAAGAUUUGAUGAUAACGGAGAUGGUAGUAAAGUUUGUUAUAAUAUGAUUCCAUUUGGUGUUGGAAGACGAGCUUCCCCUGGAGAAAGUACGAGGAGUCAAACCAUUAAUGUUACUUUUUUUCAUUAG
This is a messenger RNA of Arachis stenosperma, 528 nucleotides long. RefSeq names its product cytochrome P450 81C13-like. Lineage: Eukaryota; Viridiplantae; Streptophyta; Magnoliopsida; Fabales; Fabaceae. The record is from RefSeq and is a predicted model, not a curated record. The coding region runs from base 1 to 528 and encodes 175 amino acids. The transcript is spliced from 2 exons. Gene Ontology annotation, molecular function: heme binding; oxidoreductase activity, acting on paired donors, with incorporation or reduction of molecular oxygen; iron ion binding.